Messenger RNA from [Candida] anglica, 2329 nucleotides. The record is from the annotation of a GenBank genome assembly. Lineage: Eukaryota; Fungi; Ascomycota; Pichiomycetes; Serinales; Debaryomycetaceae.
CCAGAAACAAAGCGCCACCCCCUUUCCGGAGAUACAGAGUUAGAGAGCAACCACUUUACAGUUUUUUUUUGUAGAGAACCCCCACCACGACUAAGGAACCAACAUGUCGUCGCAUCCAUAUCGCCAGAAGGUGGCCAAUGAACUGCCAGAUCAUUCGGAAUAUGGUGAUCCUCCAUAUCCUCAAGACGCCUUUGCUCAAGCCCUGAAAUCGUUUAAUUCACAACCAGCACAAACUUUUAAUUCCCAACCAACAAAUAAUUACCAAGAAUAUAAAUAUCCUCCCAAAAUGGAGACUCCAUAUCCCGUACUGCCAACUGAACUAGAAGUCAAACCGGCAACAUCAGCAUCAGCACCAGUAGCACCAACACCAACAACAGCAGCAACUAUCCGUCCAACUUCCCCAAUUCUUGCAACAAAAUAUCAAUACAAUCAUCAAACUCAUACAUCACUUGAAUCCUCAUCGUCAGGAUCAAAUGUUGAAAGUCCAAAAGAUGGCGAAUUUAUCACCCAAAGUCCACCUCCAGUGUUCUCCAAGAACAACAAUUUUAAUCAAUCUGGGAAAACUUCACAAGUAACUUCUCCAACUUUCAAUACAACAUCUGCAACUUCUUCAGUGACAAAUUUCACCUUGGGAGGUGGUCAAUCAAGACCUUCACAAGAAAGUGCGAACAAUUAUGAUAAUCUUAAAUUACCACACAAUGGAGGAGGUUAUGGAUCUAAAAGUGAUUCUAAUGUUGAUCAUGUAUAUAGUAACAAUGUGAAGUAUGGACACAGUAGACAGGUUUCAUCUACUUCAUCCUUAUUUGUUGAUAAGUCCGAUGCGGUUAGCAUGGUUGAUUAUGGUCAUAAUGUUAUCCAACAAUAUCUUGGUAGUAAUCUGCAUAGAUCAGUUCCUAGAAUUAAAACUUUGGAAUUGUAUAGACAAAAUGCUAAAAAAUCCAAUGAUCCAACUGUUUUAUAUCAAUAUGCACAAUAUAUGUUACAAACAGCAUUAAUGAUGGAUGGACAAGGAUCAAAUGGAUCAACUCCACCAACAAAUUCACCCAUGAAAAGUUCUAAAACUGGACAUAAGAAAAAUAAAAGUCAUAAUUCAUUGAAUGAUAUGGAUCAAAUGAUGGAAAUUGGAGGGAAACAAGUGGUUGGAGAAAAGGAAUUAAGAAAAGAAUUGAUUCGUGAAGCAUUACAUUACUUAAGAAAAUUAUCCGAUAAGGGAUAUGUAGAUGCUCAAUAUUUAUUAGCAGAUGCUCAUAGUUCAGGAGCAUUAGGGAAAGUUGAAAACAAAUAUUCAUUUGUAUUAUUUCAAUCAGCUGCUAAACAUGGACAUGUUGAGUCUGCAUACAGAACGUCAUAUUGUUUUGAAGAAGGUUUAGGAACUGGUAGAGAUGCAAGAAAGGCAAUUGAAUAUUUAAAGAUUGCAGCAUCUAAAAACCACCCAAGUGCCAUGUAUAAAUUAGGGAUUUAUUCAUUUUAUGGUAGAAUGGGGAUGCCACAUGAUGUUAAUACACAAAAGAUGGGGAUUAAAUGGCUUACUAGAGCUAGUAAUGUUGCCACAGAAUUAACUGCAGCAGCACCAUUUGAAUUGGGGAAGAUUUAUUUCCAAGGAUUUAAAGAUAUUAUCAUUAAAGAUGAAAAAUAUUCCUUGGAACUUUAUAGUCAAGCAGCAGCUUUAGGACAUGUUGAAUCUGCUAGAAUUCUUGGACAUUAUUAUGAAGUUGGAGAAAUUGUUCCACAAGAUUCCAAUUUAUCUAUUCAUUAUUAUACCCAAGCCGCACUUGGAGGAGAUGCAGAGGCCAUGUUGGCCAUGUGUGCAUGGUAUCUUGUUGGUAGUGAACCAUUUUUACCUAAGGAUGAACUUGAAGCAUUUGAAUGGGCUAAAAGAUCAGCACAAUCAAACUAUGUUAAGGCACAAUAUGCACUUGGAAAUUUUUAUGAAAAGGGAGUUGGAUGUGAACGUAAUUCAACUGAACUGCAAAAUUGGUAUAAAAGAGCUGCACAGGGAGGUGAUGAAAAAUCUUUAGCUCGAGUCACCGAUAAGGAAUGGGUUGCCAAGCAUCAAAAGGGGAACAAAAAUAGAUCUAGAAGAAAUAAUGGAGGAGCUAAGGGAGAAAAUAUUGCAGCUCAAGAAAAGGAUUGUGUUAUAGUUUAAAUAAUAAUGAAUGGAAAUAAAAUAGAUAAAUUAAGAGAGUAUACUUGUUUUUAGUAUAUAUGUUAUUUUGGAGAUUAACGGCCUUGUAAACAAACAAAAAAAAAAAAACAACUACUAAUGGGUAUACCAGGUUACACAUAAUUUCAAUACAUGAAUGAUUCAAAGUGGCUUAGGAUAUCACGU